Messenger RNA from Nothobranchius furzeri (turquoise killifish), 8077 nucleotides. RefSeq names its product LIM domain-binding protein 3. Gene Ontology annotation, molecular function: muscle alpha-actinin binding; actin binding. Lineage: Eukaryota; Metazoa; Chordata; Actinopteri; Cyprinodontiformes; Nothobranchiidae. The record is from RefSeq and is a predicted model, not a curated record. Gene Ontology annotation, biological process: muscle structure development; heart development; actin cytoskeleton organization. Gene Ontology annotation, cellular component: filamentous actin; adherens junction; stress fiber.
CCCGAGUUCAUUAGAGUCUCAAUGAAUCAGAGCAAAUAUGUGACUUGUUGUUCAAAAGCUGCUCAUUUCCUUCCAGUUUCUCGUUGAUUUUAUGUCCUGAUGUAGCUUUGGGUCCAGGCUGGUGGGAUUAGGCUCUGUAGCCCCCAGUGGCCCCUGAAAGCAGAGCCUCAGGUCUAAAACUGGAGCUGGUUUUGGUUUUCAGAGCCUCGUCUCUGAAUAGACGGAGAGAAGAACCUUCUGUCUGAGCUCACAGGAGAACGGCUUACAUGUUUGACCCUCGGCUGGGGGUGUCAGGCUCUUGGCUGCCCUGAACCCUGCAUGAGAGGGACGGGGCAGCUCAGGUUCACUCCUCGCAACAUACAGGAGAUAUUUUGGCUCAGAGGAGAAAAACUGGCUUGUUUUGUGUUUCGUUCUGGCAGUCUAGAGUCUGUUUGAGUGAGAUUUGCUGCAGAUACACGACGGGUGACCCGAGCUAUGGUGCGUGUCUGAUUCAGUGAGUCGUUUUGUUUUUCUAAAGAUCACGCCAGGCAGCAAGGCGGCCCACGGUAACCUGAUCCAGGGUGAUGUCAUUGUCGCCAUCGACGGCCUCAGCACGGAGGGCAUGACACACCUGGAGGCCCAGAACAGAAUCAAGAUGGCCAAUCACAACUUGGCUCUCUCCAUGUCCAAGUCCAAGCGUCCCAUGCCGAGAAUGGAUGCUGCCAUUCCCGUGAUUCCACACCAGCAGGUCUUCUCCCCAGCUGCUCCCAACGCCAGCUUCAACCCCAGCAUGCUGAUGGACUCCGCCCUCACCACCCAUAAACCCAUAGAGGUGAAAGGUCCCGGUGGGAAGGCCACCAUCAUCCACGCGCAGUACAACACCCCCAUCAGCAUGUACUCACAGGACUCAAUUAUGGACACCAUCGCGGGCCAGUCUCAGGCCAAAGGUCAUGACCCCAGUCCAGUUCCAGGUAAAGACCGGCUGGUGGACAGCGCCUCUCCAGUCUACCAGGCUGUCCAGGAGGCAGAGAAGGACCAGGAAGUGGUGGAGUGGGGCCGCCGCAGCACCAGCUCUCAGUCCAAGUCCUUCCAGAUCCUGGCCCACAUGACCCAGAGCGAGUCCUCUCUUCUGCAGCAGCAAGAGGAGGAGAUGAGGAGGAGCAGCCAGUACGGACUACAUCCGCCCAUGCACCAGGCUCCACCCAUGCACCAGGCUCCACCCAUGCACCAGGCUCCACCCAUGCACCAGGCUCCACCCAUGCACCAGGUCCCGCCCAUGCACCAGAUCCCGCCCAUGCACCAGGCUCCACCCAUGCAUCAGGCUCCACCACCACAACCCUAUCAGCAAAUUCCACCUCAGUACCAACAGUCACCCACACAUCAAGCCCCACCCACUCAGCAGAGUUCCAUCCAGAUUCCACUUGGUUCUGGACCCCCGAAGGUUGUAAGCACCGCCUGCAUCUACCCCACCCAACCAGGUCCAGCUCCUGGCUCAGCUCCAGUCCUGGCCCAGCCCCAGCCCCACCCCCCUAUCUCUGCUCCAGCUCCACCCAUAGGUGGUCCCUCCUCUUCCAACAGACCCCCCUGGGUAACUGACACAAAUUUUGCUGAUAAAUUUGACCCCGGUAAGACCACCACCACCUCCAUGAAAGUGCAGCCACUGCCCCAAGCAGCCCCUCCCCCACCAACAUACAUCCCCAACCCCUCCUCCGCAGUCCCAGCCCCAUCCACUCCAAACCCCACCCCAAUACCAUCCAGCCCUGCACCUUUCCCUCCUGUGGCUAGGGGUGUGGCUCAAAGGGCAGAGAGAUUCGCCGCCAGCAGCCGCACACCGCUGUGUGGCGCGUGCAACAGCAUCAUCAGGGGCCCCUUCCUGGUGGCCCUCGGUCGCUCCUGGCACCCCGAGGAGUUCAACUGCCACUACUGCCAUGUUUCUCUGGCGGAUGUCAGCUUUGUGGAGGAGCAGAAUAAUGUUUACUGUGAGAACUGCUAUGAGGAGUUCUUUGCUCCAACCUGCGCUCGCUGCAACACCAAGAUCAUGGGGGAAGUGAUGCACGCCCUACGACAGACGUGGCACACCACCUGCUUCGUGUGUGCAGCCUGUGGUAAAGCCUUUGGGAACAGUCUCUUCCACAUGGAGGACGGGGAGCCGUACUGUGAGAAAGACUACAUCGCUCUCUUCAGCACCAAGUGUCACGGCUGCGACUUCCCGGUGGAAGCUGGAGAUAAGUUCAUCGAGGCUCUGGGUCACACCUGGCAUGAUACCUGCUUCGUGUGCGCGGUCUGUCACGUGAACCUGGAGGGUCAGCCGUUCUACUCCAAGAAGGACAAACCUCUGUGCAAGAAGCACGCUCACGCCAUCAACGUGUAGAAGCUCGCUGCAGAUCCACGACACCAGCUUUUCCAGGAGUGUGUGAAACAUCCAAACACACCUUGAUGUUAGUGCAUUAAAACUAAUGAACUCAAACAACCAGCUGAACUGUGAUCCGUUCGUCUCGGAACAACUUGGGUGCGUUAAAAAAAAUCACUUUAAUGUUAUAAAGAUUAAAGCAAAAAGGUGUUGAAUAUUUAAAUUUGAUAUAUUUAAAAAACACAAAUUUGAAGUUUUACCAGUUUAAGUGCCAUUUUACUAUUUAUUUAAGAUAGUUUUAAUAUUUUUUGCUGUUUUGAAAUCACAAUUUCAUUUCAGUUUAGUUUUUAUUAACUGACAUUAAAAUGAUCAAAAUGAAAGUGUGAAGCUGUUUGGAGACUAAUUGAGCUGCAGAUGUUUGACUUGUUGUUUAGGAUAAAUGUGAGAACAUUUAAGGGUUGUCCUGCUCUGCAGCACAGAAACAGCAGCAGAUCCAAACUUGAAGCUUUACUUUUGCAUCUAAAGAAACAAUCAAGACAGAAACUUGAUUCUGGUGCAGGUUUAAACCGGCACUACCGGGCCUUGACUGGGCCGAGUCUGACCCGUUAGAAACAUGCCAGGUUCACCUGAGCAGGUAAAGACACGAGGAACAAGGUUAGCUGCUCCAGUCGUCCUCAGAACAGAGUUCCUGUAAGAAGUUGUUGUAAAUGUCAGUCUUCAUUACGGGUAAAAACAAAGCACGGCUGCCUGGAUACACGGCCACAGCUGUCACAGAGACACGAGUGCUAUAAAAAACUAGACUCACAAACACCAGAGAGACAUGAAAGCAGAGAAUUAUACUAGGAGACAAGACAACCGUACGUAUGGAGAGACAGAAACCAAAACUUCACCGUUGCUGUUUGGAGGACGUUAGUUAACGCACAGCUCAGGUGAGGCACUGAAGAUGCUGGAAAUGAUGAUGAUGAUGAGUUAAUUCAUGUAAAGGGGCCAUAUCAUGGAAAAUCCACUUUUUGGAGCUUUUCACCCCAACCCUGUUUUUGGUUGUUUCCGCUGAAAGUUUUCAGAUUCUGAGGUGAGGACCUGCAGACAGGAUGGAAACUAGGUGUGUCAUCAGGCCUUUGUCCUCCCCCUGAAGCUAGUCUCGAAUCUGAAACCCGCCUCCCCUGGAAGAAGGUCACUAACGCCCACUUUCUCAGAGAUGCGGGCCUUCAUGUCACAGAUGGCUGCUUUGAACCUCCACCGGCACCAGAGUGGAUGUUCUGCCAAAUAGCUUCAGCAUUUGGGACAAAACACCACCAUGACCAUGAGUCCUGUCCACAAAGACACACACAGGACCAGCACAGGAUAUGUGUGUUGGCGACUAUUAUCUGUGACAGGUUGGUAGUCCAGUGGUUAGAGUAACUGGCUGGCAUGCUGUUUUACACCAGUUCAUAUCCUGCUCUCAGCAGAGACUUUGUUACUUCUUUUUUAGCUGCACUUGCAGUUUUCAACCAUUUAUUGGUAAACAGUUUAAAAAGUAGGGCCUAAUCAGUUUUUUUAUUUAUCUAGUCAGUGUGAGGCCAUGUGAGGUGAACUGAGUGAUCAACUAUAAGCUGCUUGGAAAAGACCAAACUCCAAAUCUUUAGCGACACAAAAUAUUUAGCAGAAAUAAUCAAUACAACUAAAAUAAAAAAAACAUCAAUUUUGCUAGUGUCUGAGUUAUGAAGUCAAUACAACCAUGCCAUGCACUAACCCUGGAAGCAUCAGCGGAGCGGAAUGUCUCUGCUUCAAAUAUAAUCAGUUAUAGUCUAUGAAUUGUCUCAAACCAGUCGCGACACAGCAAUUUUCAGACAUGUCCCAGUAGCGGCCCACCGUGCCGUGCUGCACCGUGCCGCUGAGAGUAGGAUCGGGUUCUAUUUUUGCUGUAAACCGCUUCUCGGACACUUCAAUUUCCGCAGUUAACAUAGGGAGCCUAAGUCCCCCCCCCCCCCCCCCCCCUUUCCGGUCGGCUCAUGAAUCCCCGGAAGAAUGAAAAAAUUAAUGCAAGUCAAUGGGGCUAAAAGAGCUAUUUUCUGAUCUGAUGCCUUAGGCCUAGCCUGACCAGCCAGCCUCAGGCUCCCUUAUGGGAAACAUUGGGUCUGAUAACUCUUCUAUUCAAAUAACCCCACCCCCUGAGAAUUCUAACCGAGCCAAUCAGCGCCGAGCAGCAUAUGUCACACACCGCAACGCUGAGUUUCUCAUAAACAAUGAAGACGCCGUCUGGAGUGGAGUUUGCUACGGCUCUUUCCUCUGAUCUAAAUGACUUCGACACGUCUUUAAAACAACAAGUAGGAGCUCUAAAAGCCUUUCUUCUUAAGAAAGAUAUUUGCACCGUCGCUAUUUUUGACUACAGCUAAAAAAUUCCAGCGUCGUGCGGUACAGUCGGCAUGUCUGCCUUUUUCCUGAUUGGUUAUUUUUGAGCUGGCUGGUCCCACCCCUCAUUGGCCUCUCUGCCUGUGAGGAACCAGACUCUUUGUCUGUGCAGACAGAAGACGAGUCUGGCAGGCCAGGCUACUUUACGCCCAGGAUUGCACUGCAAUUUAUCGUUGUACUGCAACUGAAAUAAAAACUAAUGAUAGGUGUUUCGACCAUGCCAGUCAUGUACUUUGAGUUUUAUUAGCUUGUAAAGGUUUGUGAUUAGCAUGACUACAAACCAGAAACUGGCACGUUGCAUAUGUGACAUCACCACAUAAUCUCUCCCCUAGCGUAGCUGCUACUUACCACAUGGCCAGAUUUAUGGUGGUUCUUUCCUCCUGAAGAAAGAAUUUGAAGUUUGCUGAAUUUACAGCCAUUUCCCCUCUUUUUCUAAGUGUCUGGUUCGAUGAUGUCACUUUCGUGAAGCGUAUUUGUAGUCCUGGACUUAUUUUCAAACUAAACCUAAAAUGAUGUUUCUCCCCGUUCGAAAAUAAAUGCGUUCUUGGUAUCAAAAUGCAUCUUUUAAAUUCACAUACAUCAUAUGUGAAAUCCACGGUUCAUAACAAGCGGAAUCAGAAAAUAGUGUUUUUAGCCCCGUUGAUUUGCAUUCAUUUUUUUGUUCUUCCAGGGACCCGUGGUGCAGAAGUAGAUGGCCAUGAUUUAGGCUUCCUUUAGGGCUAGACAGGAACUCACACACUGUUUCAGUGCAAAAUCCCUGGUAAUUUUCAAAAUAAAAGUGCUGCAGUGGUGCAAUUUCAUAUAUAUGAAGCUUACAUGUGACCCAACGGCUUAUUUACUUACAUCAUCCCUCCAGAAGUGAGCGGUGUGUUUUUCAUGGCUUUAAUCCUGGCGGUGGAGAGGAGCAACAUCAUUUUUGACCUCAAACAGCUGUAUCAAAUGUAAUUUCCUUCUUUUUGGUUUAUAGGGCGGAUUGCGCCAAGACUCCCCCGGCGUGAAAUUAAGCGUUUUGAAGUUCGCGAGUAAGCCGUUCCAUGUCACUGAUGCUUCCAGUGUUGGGGGUUAGGUCAUCGCAGCAAGACUUUCUAGUCGUUCCGCGUGUGAAAUUCUCAACUAGAAGAGGCAGGGCUUUCUCGGUUUUGGUCCCUAGGCUGUGGAAUGGCCUUCCAGUCGUGGUCAGACAAGCAGCCUCGCUGCCAGUUUUUAAGGGUCUGAUCAAGACUCACUUCUAUACUGUGGCGUUCCCUCAGAACGUGAGUUAGCCUUACUUUUAGAUAAUUUAGCUAAAAGCCUUUUACAGUGAUCCCUCGUUUAUCGCGGUAGAUGCGUUCCAGACCUGGCCACGAUAAGUGAAAAUCCGCGAAGUAGGGACACCAUAUUUACAGUACAGUACUAUAUUGACUGUGGGUAAAACUCAAGAAAAAAAAUUUUACUUGUUUUUUUUUACAGUUUUAUUACAAAAAGUGCAUUUUAUCAUGAAAUUGAUGAAAAAAACAGGAAUUUCUUGAUAUUUCGCAUAGAAAAAUACCGCGAAUCGGUGAAAAAUAACGCGAAUCGGCAAAUUUCCCUUGAAUGAGGCUCCAAAGAAAAAAUCCGCGAAGUCGUGAAUCCGCGAUAAACGAACCGCGAAGUAGCAAGGGAUCACUGUACUUUUAUCUCCUGGUCUUUUCUGUUUAAAUGUAUAUUUUUGGCCCUUGAAUGGGUCAGUGAUGGUUUAAAUUCCUUUAUGCAUGUACAGCGCUUUAGUCCGCUUCCUGACUGAUGGAAAGCUCUUUAUAAACCAAGACGAUGAUGAUGAUGAUGCUCUAGUGACUGCUGACACCACCGAGAGUCGAUGCGGCAUCAGGACAUGGCAAAAGAAGGUGAAAGGUCGGAGCUUUAACUGCUGGACUACCAAUGCCAACACAAAGAUCCUAAGACACUGUUGUGGAUGGGUUUUGUCGGACUGGACGUGAGCAGAGCCCCGGGGCUGUUUGCAAACAUACGUUCUACUCUUUUGAUGCUUUGCGAGUUAUGUUAACAGGUGAAGCUCGGACCGCUGGAGGUGGGGUAGACUGAAACAGAUGGUUUCAUUUCUGGGUACAAAGACAGGCUGACGAAAGUAACUCAUGUUUAAGGUAAAAUUACAUCUCAAUAGUGCCAAUGGUAAGAUUUUAUCUACAUUAGCUCUCAAAGAGUUAAAUAGCAUGAUCUGGCUCCUUUAAUGAUCCACCAGAUAGAAUCCUAGAAGCCUUUAGUUUUAUUUUUUCUGACUUCACAGAGUUUCUUGUGAGUGCUGAUGUUUUCUAACAUCUGGAAAUGUUCUGAAGCCUUACUGCUUGACUGUUUAUGUUUCUGUUCACACUGCUGCGCCUCAGACAGCUUUGAUACAGGAAGUGAUGUCGGCCUGAGCAGGAAACAGUACAUUUUUUAAAACAAGACUUUAUUAAACAGAGGCUAUGCUGUUGAGUUUGAGGUCUGGAAAAUGAUACAGCACUUCCAGAACAAAGCUGAAUUUUGUGUUUGGUCCAGAAAAAAAACGUUCUCUGUCACUAGUUUUAGGAAAGCUGAAGUCUGGAAGAAAUGACCAAAGUCCUCUAAAAGAUCACUGAAGAAACCAGCUGUAGAGGGUUAGACUCCUGGUCCUCCUGGGAGGAGACUCGGAGACAAACCCGGGACUCGAUGGAAAGAUUAUAUUUCAGAGCUGGCUGAGGUACACGGAGUGGAUGGAGGCCCAGUAGGAUGGAGGGAUGAUGUCACUGCUCUUUGAAACACAGAAGCUGAUUUAGCAGCAUCUAGUGGUCAGUGGAGGAAUGACACCUGCACCAGCAGGUGGAGACGUCUUCCUGCUUUGCUCUGGGCUAAUGAACAGAAGGGUUUGUUUUUGGUGAAGGAACAGGAACAGCUCCAGGUGUCUGAAUUGAGUCCAACACCCUAAGUUUCUAACAGCAUUGUAGUUGUGUGUGAACUGAGGACCUGGAGCUCUGCAGUGUGAACAGAACCUGAGAUAUCCCGACUAUGAUGGAUUAUUUUGGUUUUAAAUGUUUUUUAGAUCCACUUAAUCAGGUUUCUGUGAUGUUUCUGCAGCGAUCGGUGCCUGGCACAUGCUUUGUGUACAGUUUUUACUCUGUUCUGUCAUUUUAUACUGUUUCUUUUCUUGAGUGUGAAUGUGUGCAUGCAGACGGGUUUGUGGCAGCAUGUCAGUUUGUGUCACUGCUUCAUAACGGGGAGCGUUAACCCACAGGAAGGUGAGGAGCAGCAGGACAGACGGAGAUUGUUGGAGUUAUGAUCAAAAUGCUGCUUCAUUACGUUUGUUUUGUGGGUUUUGAAGUAUUUGUAUUGCAGGUUGAAUAAAAUGAGCACCUCAAACACUUGAAA